Messenger RNA from Effrenium voratum, 462 nucleotides. NCBI's taxonomy places the organism in Eukaryota, Dinophyceae, Suessiales, Symbiodiniaceae. The record is from the annotation of a GenBank genome assembly.
AUGACGCCGGACGCGGCGGAGGUUCUGCUGGCGGAGGGCGCCUGCUGCGAGGCGACCUGCGGGGGCUUCCAGUGCCCCAGCGGCUGGAAGGCCAGAAGUGCUGCAAAUGAGAUUGUGCAGCCGUCGCCGGACAUUUGCUGCUAUCGGACUUGCGAGCUGCAUGUCUGCGACGCCGGAUCCGACCUCACUUUGAGAGGCGACGCGGCGCUGGUGGCCGGCACCACGGACGACGACUGCUGCGUGAGCACAUGCAGUACCUACAGCUGCAGUCAGAAGGGCUACAUCCUGCGCCUCGACGCCGGGGAGAUCACUGGAGGGGUGGGCGGCAACAGCGACGCGGCGUGCUGCGCCAAGAGCUGCGCGCUCUUUCGGUGCGCGGGGCGCUUCAAGCAAGUGGAUAACCCCGCAGAAGUUGUCGGAGACACUGCAGAGGUGUGCUGCACUGCCGGGGUCGACUCCUGA